Penicillium bovifimosum is the source of this 1800-nucleotide messenger RNA. Its product is annotated as putative metaphase-anaphase transition protein (Mlo2). Lineage: Eukaryota; Fungi; Ascomycota; Eurotiomycetes; Eurotiales; Aspergillaceae. The coding region runs from base 1 to 1800 and encodes 599 amino acids. Gene Ontology annotation, cellular component: cytoplasm. Gene Ontology annotation, molecular function: zinc ion binding; ubiquitin protein ligase activity. The transcript is spliced from 3 exons. The record is from RefSeq and is a predicted model, not a curated record.
AUGGAUACCCCCCAAUCAGUCGGCAGCGUCGGCUCCCAGGGUUCCCAGACCGCAAAAGAGUUUAUUGAGGCUCAGCUGCAGCUAGAGGCCGAUGCACGGGAGGCGCUUCCUUAUGCUUUCGACUCCUGCACCUAUGACCUUGGACCCUUGCGACAGAACCUAUUUGCUUGCCUCACCUGUAAUCCACCGCCCUCCAACCCUGACGAUCCAUACUCUGCUGCCGCUGUCUGUUACUCAUGCUCCAUCUCUUGCCACGGCGAACACGAGCUAGUUGAGCUCUUCAACAAACGCAACUUUGUCUGUGACUGUGGAACUACUCGCUUGCCCUCGUCCUCCUAUUGUACGCUCCGUGAAGACCCUGCGACUGGCAAGAAGGGUGUCCAUUCCCAAAAGGCGGCAGCUGGCAACGCCUACAACCAUAACUUUCGUAAUCGUUUUUGCGGCUGUGGCGAGCAAUACGAUCCGAAUACAGAGAAGGGUACUAUGUUCCAGUGCCUGGGGCUCGGCACCGUCGAGACCGGAGGCUGCGGUGAGGACUGGUGGCACCCGGAAUGUCUCGUUGGCUUGUCGCGUGAUUGGCAAAAACAGUUCCAGAAGAUCAAUCCCAUCGGUGGCGGUGAUGCUGCUAAUGAUGCUGUAGUGGAAGCCGAGGAAGGAUCGCUUCCACCUGGCUUCCCCGAAGAAGAUGCUUUUGACCAUUUGAUCUGCUUCAAAUGUAUCGACUCCAACCCGUGGAUCAAGCCCUAUGCGGGCACCCCCGGAUUCUUGCCACCCGUUUUCAAGGAGGGUGGACUGAAGAAGAUCUCAGUUCUCACCGAGGUGUCCACUGACUCCAAGUCUAGGAUGACCAAGUUCAAGGAGAGUGAGCUUAACGAGACCGAUCUCAAGGAAUCCAAACUCAAGGAGUCGGACUCUCCGAGGAAGCGCAAGGCAGUUGAUGAGGAUGCCACUGAAGGAGAACCGGCUACGAAGCGGACCAAAGAAGAUGAACCAUUCGUCGAGCAAGAGCAACCACGAAAUUUGAAGAAAGAAGAGGGCUCUGCCUACUCUAAGACUGAGUUGACUGGGCUCAAGGAGAAAGGCGUUAGUGAUACCGAUAUCAAAAAUUUCGAAACCAAGGAGCUCAAGACGGGGACCGACUCGUCGAAAAAGCGCAAGGCAGACGAUGAGGACCAAGUUGAAGGAGAACCGGUCAUGAAGCGAACCAAAGAAGAUGGGACCUCUUCCAAGCAAGAGCAACCGGAGAGUCUCAAGGAAGGAGAGGAUCUUCCCAAGCAAGGAAAGGACACUCACGUAAGGCCAUCUGCGCCCAAGCACACUGAGCUGCCCACCUCUCUCCCCACGGGAUCCUUCUCUCUUUUCGCCCAGGGAGAUUUCUAUGGUCAAUUGUGUCACUGUGAAGAGUGCUUCCCAAAGCUCGUGCCUCACCCCCAGCUUCGCGAAGAAGAAGAUACCUACGAGCCUCCCUUGUCGGAUGACGGCGAAGGCAACGGCGCCACAAGUACCGGUACGGGCAGCAUCUACGACCGCGGUACAGCCGCACUCAACAACAUGGACCGUGUGCGUGCUCUUGAGGGUGCAAUGGCGUACAACCACCUCCGUGACAAGCUGAAGUCAUUCCUACAGCCUUUCGCUGAAAGUGGGCAGGCGGUCAGUGCUGAGGAUGUUAAGGGCUACUUUGAGAAGCUGCGUGGUGACGAACAGGGCAUCAAGGAUGCAGCUGAUCAUGCCUCUGCUGUGGGGGGUGACAGCAAUGAUGAUAAGAAUGGAGACAAGCGCAAUGAACAGCAUGGUAUGUGA